CGCCGCGCCGCGAACAUGGCCGAAGUCGGCGAGGACAGCGGCGCCCGCGCCCUGCUGGCCCUGCGCUCGGCGCCCUGCAGCCCCGUGCUGUGCGCCGCGGCCGCCGCCGCCGCCUUCCCCGCCGCCGCGCCCCCGCCGCCGCCGCCCGCGCAGCCCCCCGCGCCCGCCGCGCCCCGCUCCCCGGCGCCGCCGCCCGCGCAGCCGCCGCCGCCCGCCCCGGCCCCGGCCCCGGCCCCGGCCCCGGGCGCGGCCUCGGACGCGGGCACGGCCCCGGCGCUGGUGGCGGCGGCGGCCGCGUCGGUGCGGCAGAGCCCGGCCCCGGCCCUGGCGCGCCUGGAGGGCCGCGAGUUCGAGUUCCUCAUGCGGCAGCCCAGCGUCACCAUCGGCCGCAACUCGUCGCAGGGCUCGGUGGACCUGAGCAUGGGCCUGUCGAGCUUCAUCUCGCGGCGCCACCUGCAGCUCAGCUUCCAGGAGCCGCACUUCUACCUGCGCUGCCUCGGCAAGAACGGCGUCUUCGUGGACGGGGCCUUCCAGCGGCGCGGCGCGCCCGCCCUGCAGCUGCCCAAGCAGUGUACUUUUCGGUUUCCAAGCACGGCUAUAAAGAUCCAGUUCACGUCACUGUACCAUCAGGAAGAGGCUCCAGCGUCCCCCCUGAGGCCCCUCUACCCCCAGAUCUCCCCUCUGAAGAUCCACAUUCCGGAGCCGGAUCUCCGGAGCACGGUCAGCCCCGUCCCCUCCCCCACCGGCACGAUCAGUGUUCCCAACUCCUGCCCAGCCAGUCCUCGUGGCGCCGGAUCCUCGGGCUAUCGCUUUGUUCAGAACGUCACCUCGGACCUGCAGCUGGCAGCGGAGUUUGCCGCCAAGGCCGCAUCAGAGCAGCAGGCAGAGGCAUCUGGAGGAGACAGCCCAAAGGACGAGUCCAAGCCGCCCUACUCCUAUGCCCAGCUCAUCGUGCAGGCCAUCUCCUCGGCCCCGGACAGACAGCUGACGCUCAGCGGGAUCUACGCCCACAUCACCAAGCACUACCCGUACUACAGGACCGCAGACAAGGGCUGGCAGAAUUCCAUCCGACACAACCUCUCUCUGAACCGUUACUUUAUCAAAGUCCCACGUUCCCAAGAGGAGCCUGGAAAGGGUUCUUUCUGGCGGAUAGACCCUCCCUCAGAAGCCAAACUGGUGGAGCAGGCAUUCCGCAAACGGAGACAGAGAGGCGUGUCCUGCUUCCGCACGCCCUUCGGGCCCCUGUCCUCAAGGAGUGCUCCGGCCUCGCCCACUCACCCCGGGCUCAUGUCCCCUCGUUCCAGUGGCCUGCAGACCCCGGAGUGCCUGUCUCGGGAGGGCUCGCCCAUUCCACACGACCCUGAGUUUGGGUCCAAGUUAGCUUCUGUCCCUGAGUAUCGGUAUUCCCAAAGCGCACCUGGCUCCCCCGUGAGUGCCCAGCCCGUGAUCGUGGCCGUGCCGCCCCGGCCAUCCAGCCUGGCCGCCAAGCCAGUGGCCUACAUGCCCGCCUCCCUGGUGGCCCCACCGCCACCCUCCGGCCACGCAGUCCACGUUGUGCAGCCGGCGCCCACGGUGACAAUGGUCAGGGUGCUUGCCGCCUCCACCGGCUCCGCCAACGGCUACAUCCUCGCCAGCCAGGCCGCCGCAGGCACAGCCCACGAAGCCACGGCCACUGCCCUGCCAGACCUGGCCAGCGAGGCGAGAGGCUUGGAGGAGAAGCCCACCAUCGCGUUUGCCACGAUCCCCGCCGCCAGCCGGGUCAUCCAGACAGUGGCUGGCCAGGUGGCGCCCGGCGUCCCCGGCCACGCGGUCGCCAUCCUGCAGCCUGCCACGCCGGUGAGCAUCGGCCAGCACCACCUCCCGGUCCGGGCGGUCACACAGAACGGGAAGCACGCCGUGCCGCCGGGCAGCUUAGCGGGCAGCGCUUAUGCCCUCACCAGCCCUCUGCAGCUCCUCGCCGCCCAGGCCAGUUCGUCUACUCCUGUGGUGGUCGCCCGAGUGUGCGAGGGGGCCCCCGAGGAGCCCACUGCAGCAGCCACCACCGCCACCUCCGCUGCCACCAGCACCCCCGCCAGCGCCCCCGCCGCCUCUCCCACCGGGGAGCCCGAGAUCAAGCGGCCCCGGGUGGAGGAGCCUAGCGGGACGGUGGCCGCGCAGGCCAGUGUGAUCGCAGCUGCCGGCCCCCAGGGCCCAGGGACCGGCGAGUGAGGCCGCCGGACGUGGGUGGAGGGGGUGAGACCCCCGGGGUCGUGGAGCCGGACGUGUCUCCGAGAGCGCAGCGAGCGUGGCCCACAGCUGACUGAGCACACAGUGCCAACGCGCCCGGCCGCGCCCUCUCCCUGGGCUGGAGCUCGCGCGCUACUUUUAUUUUAUCUCCUGCCUCUCCCUGUAGUUUAAAACAAAAACACAUAAACAAGUUCAGACAACUGAUUGUAUGGUUCUGGGGGUUCUUUGUUGUUUUUUUUUCCUCCCUUAGCACCUCCUUUCUCCCCAAGCCUUUUUUCAAGGGCUUAGGGGAGAAGGUCGGGUCUGGAAGGCACCGCAGCAGACCUGCCCCCCGAGCUGGCCCAGCACCCCCCGGAGGAGGAGCCUGCUCGUCCUGGGGGCUGGCCCUGUGCCGGAUGGAGGCCUUUUCGGGGAAAGGCUGGGACUCGGAACAAAUCCCCCAGGUACAAGGAAGGGGAGAACCGCCGGGUCCCCAAAGGUGACGGCGCCAGGCUCAGUGCCACCCUGGAGGCAUCGUGUGUGGCUGCCGGACCCCAGGCCUUUCUCGUUCCCUGUGGAGCCCAGGCUCAGCCACGCCUGCGACCAGCACAGAGGGGCAGCACACGGCGGAGGCCGGCCCCUGUGCGUCAGGUUCCCUCAUGGCAAGAGGCCCUCGAGGGGGAACACGGCCACCACAUCUGCUCACUUCAGGAAGGAUCCACGGCUUCCCGUCUCGGGGUUCCAGGUAGAAAGUUCUCUGGAUGACAGGCCAUUGCAGGGCAGGGCCCCCUCAUCCAUAUGCCACGCGUGGGGCCCAGGGCCGCCUGCCGUGGGGCACAGGUGCAGAAGCCAGCGGCCGGAGGUCCCAACUCGGCACGAGGUACUGGCAGCUGUGCGGCUCUGACAAUGGGAAAGGGGUGGAACCCCCGUGUUCUCUGGCAGCCGAUGCCCUGGCACCCGCCUGCUGGUGGGCACAGCAGAGCUAAGCUGAAGCUGGUCACGCAGCUUUGUAACCAAAUUAUGGUUCCAUUUACCGCCCAGAACUCUACCGUUUUAAAUCAGCACCGUCUUGUCUGCCUGGGGUCAGCGAGCAGAAGGGAGACGGCCCCCGGGCAGCGCAGCGAGUGGGGGUCUGUGUGCCUCCCCCGUGCGAUACCUUUCUGAUGGAGGUGGGACAGCAGCCAGGACGCACUGGCCGGGUGCCUCUUGGUUCCCAAGGCAGUGCCUGGCCCCUGUGGACACCCUCGGGCAGCGGGAGCUGUGUCCCAGGUGCACGCCUGGAGCUGAGCUGUUACAUUUGUAGCCCACUCUGGGGAGAAGAUUGUAGUUCCUCAGCUUCUCUGGGAGAAACUUUACAGGAAAUAUUGAGCUCAUUUCUGGAAAGAUUGGUUUUAGGCUUUGCUGAACACGCUGGUGGACCACGACUAGGAUCAACGUCAGCAAACGGUGCACAGAACUGGAAGCACUUGCAGGGAAGUGACUUUCUUAGAAAGGCCGUCCUCAGCACGAAAGGCCGCCCAGCAGUGCCGAGCCCCGAUGGGAAGCUGCAGAGACUGGCAGGCCCUGUUCGUGCCAGCAAGCCGGGGCAGCCAGGGAAUGGGUGUCACAGCACGGGCAGCUCAGUCCCGGCCACGCUCGUCCCCGCUGCUGUCCUCAUGGAGGUGCCGCUGGCCUGCCCCACGCCAGCCGCUUCUGAGGCGCUGAGCUUUGGAUGGAAGUCAGCUCUCUGUUGACACCAGUGCCUGCGCCUGCCACAGAGUCCCAGAGGAAGGGGACGGGGUGAAGACACGGUGGGCCCUCUGUAGGCCCCUCCACCGGUGACCAUGGGGCAUGUAUGGCAUCUGUGUGGCCUGGGUGCUUCACGUGCAUCCUCCUUGUUCAGCGUGUGUGGUGUGUGCAAGGGUGGGUGUGAUGGAGGGCGGGCUCGGGCCCAGUCGGCCAGGAGCCUACCCUCCGAGGGUCUGCAGCCCACACCUUGUGGCUCCUCCCCCCUCCUGCAGCCCCCUUUCAAGGGGCGUAAUGUUUGCUUUGGGACCCCUGACUCAGAAGCUCACUUUCACAGGUGGCUUGCACAGAACAGUUGGCCAUGAAAUGUCUCGUCCUCUUUCUGCCUCUGCCUGUUCUGCUCAUCCUGGCUCGGGCCCUCUGGCCGCCCUGACCUCUGAGAGGUUUUGGUUUUGUCCAUUAGUAGCACUGAGCCCACUGUCGACAUCAGCGGUGGUACAAGAAGGGGGUGCAGGGGGAGCUGGGUGGCUGGAAUGAGCGGAGGGGCUGGUAUGUCUGUCGGCAGCAUCCUGCCGUGUGGGAGUUGGUGAAGUCUGAGCCUCCGCUGGGUCUGAGUGAGGGGCACAGGGGAGGUGGAACCACCCGGACUUGGGGACAAGGGGGUGUAGGCUGGGCCUCGGCAGGGCCACCCCUCGGGGUUUUAAAGGACGAGCUUCCUGGCAGGUUUUUGGUUGUGCCUGAAACUGGUCACCAGAGGCCCAGGAGUGGCCUGUGCCCCAUGGAGGAGCACAUCCAGCCAGAGAGGCCGCCCAGCACCCUGAGCCGGCCAGGAGGCCACCGGGGGGCCCUCGGGCCUGUGACCCUGUGGGAUGACUGUUUGUGCGUCUCAUCUGGGCUGAGAGCAGGCCGUCCUGCCGCUGCUGGGAUCAGUGCGGUCUGGCCAGGGCUGGCGUCACUUGGUCUCGGGUGACACCCUCCUCCUCGGUCCCCAGGGGCUCACGGCUUCCAGCUGGGGCAGGGCCUUGUGGCUACACUCCAAGGCGAGGCUGCAGCCAGCUCUGCCCACCGUGCCACCACCCUGUCCAGGGGCCUGGGUCCUCAGUUGCUCUAUCACCAGGUGCGGAAGUGCAUGCUGUUUGGAGAGAAUGUGAACAGCUGGACGUUUCCCACCAGGAUGGUAGCUUGGAGCACUGGGAACGAGUCAGGGCUGCACCAGGGGCUCCGGCAGCCACGAGGAUGGCUGCUGGGUCGGUGGCACUUCUGUUGCUGCCACUUCUCAGAAGGGCUUGAUCCAGGAGACGACUGAGCCUCCUCAGGGUUGACCGUCCGGAGUCCGUUAGCCGUCAGCAGUGGAGCAGAGCACUGAGGAGAGUGGCAGAAAGAGCUGGAAGGCUGUGGAGCUUGGUGUGUCAGUCCUUAGCGCUUUGCCUCUGUCUGUGUAUUGUGCUCGCACGUAAUAUUUUGCUUCUGUUGAGGGCGGCAAGCGUGUAAUUCAAUGCCUCUGAGGGACUCACGUAUACCGUUUAUCUCCCCCGUUGUCUUUAGAUGCUUGGCAAUCGCACAGCCUUGAAUUCCCUCCGAGGCAGGUGUGAGCCGGGCUGGCCUUGUGGGCACCUUGGUGGCACCUAGUGCUGGGACACGGCUCCCUUCUCCGCUUGGCGUGGACAGUGGCACUGUGUGGCCCCCGGGCUCGCUGGCGGAGGAGAGUGAGAGCAGCAGGGUCCCUGCGUUUGGCGGUCUCGGCUCACGUUUUGGGGUUUGCUGUUUGUGUUUUCUUUUUCUCUUACUUAAGAACAAAGGCACACGGGAAACGUGUAAGUGGGUUUCUGAGUGGCUCAAAGCAGCAGUCUGUGAUCCUGAGGUGGGGUCUUUGAGCGCCUUGAAGCCAGGAGAGAAAGGGUUUGGGGCCCCCACCAUGGCCUAGAGAGGAGACAGUGCUGGGGCCUCCCGUGGCUGCCAUGGGGCUGUGGGCCGGCGCGGAGGGUGCGCGAUGCGGGCCUUGGCACUGGCUCUGGCACCCUUCUGGGGCUGCGGUCCCGGCUUCGCCCUGGCCACUCGUGGCCUCUCAGGCAGCGUGUCACGGGGAGCUCCGCGCAUCUAAGAGGCGGGCACGGCGGCUUCUCGGAGGGGCUUUGCUCUGGCUUUGGGGUUUUCCUGGAGUGUGGGACACUUCCUAAUUUAUGGAGACAAAGACCAGACCUCACUGAGAAAAACCACCACCUGGUUGAAUUUGAGAAAGCCCUAGAGAAGCAGAAAGGGUUUUCCUCCGGCGUGUGGAGCCUGGAAAUAACCAUGGGGUUGGGGGCGAGUUCCCUGCUUCUCCUCAAAAGCUUCCACUUGUGCUUUGCCCCUGCGCGGCUGCAUCUGGUGUCAGGAGCCGCCCCCGCUCUCGCCGCCCCCGGCUCCCGCGCGGCCCCUUCUAGAGCAGGCGCGCACCGAGGCCCACGUGGGGCCCGCGCCUCGGGCACCAGCUGGGGAGCCCCGGGGAGGUGGGGGCUCGCCGGGGAGGUGCUGGGGCGCCCCGCGAUGCCCCCGCCCCGAGGCAACAUUGUUUAACAAGAAGAAGUUAAACACUUUAACGUGCUGCUAUGAGGACGGGCGCGCCCUGCCCAGGGGCCCAGCCGGGUGGUCCCUGCCGGCGCCCCCAGUGGCCGCCCUGGGCGUGGGGACCUCCGUUCAUUUCAGGGGUUCCUGCUCCGCGCCUUGUUUUCCACGUCGAGGUUUGUAAAUAUGCAGGACUCGGUGCUCCUUGUCCGCUUCCUGUUUUCUCUGGGCUUUGCUCAGACGUCUGCUCUUCGCACUGUCCUUCAAUACCAGAAGCUGCUGUGGGGUGCAGGGGAGAGUCGCGACGCAACAGCGGUGGGGGGGGCAGUGCAUGGCCUCGCGAGGCGGCCCCUCUCACAGCCUGGCCUUGGCGCAGGUGGACUUCUGCCAGUUUGCAUUUUCAGAAGGGCCUCUCCUUGUGCGUGUGGUUUUCCUGUUUGGUUCUGCUGCUCUUUCCGUUCCACGUUACACGACUGCUACCCCUGGAAUUCUAGCUGCUUGGAAGAAUGGCCCGUCGUGAUACAACCAUGAGCAUUUCUUCUGAAACUGAAAUGCACAACAGGCCCGUUUCACUGUUUAGGGAAAAGAUUUUUACUCUUACGUUUUUAAAAAAAAAAAAAAAACCCUGCUGCCAGGCUGUCUGCUGUCGGC
Messenger RNA from Choloepus didactylus (southern two-toed sloth), 7125 nucleotides. RefSeq names its product forkhead box K1 (gene FOXK1). Lineage: Eukaryota; Metazoa; Chordata; Mammalia; Pilosa; Megalonychidae. Gene Ontology annotation, molecular function: DNA-binding transcription factor activity, RNA polymerase II-specific; RNA polymerase II cis-regulatory region sequence-specific DNA binding; protein binding. Gene Ontology annotation, biological process: regulation of transcription by RNA polymerase II. The record is from RefSeq and is a predicted model, not a curated record.